Molecule: messenger RNA, 670 nt
Organism: Moneuplotes crassus
Lineage: Eukaryota; Ciliophora; Spirotrichea; Euplotida; Euplotidae
Source: the annotation of a GenBank genome assembly
AUAUAAUAUAAUAAAGAUGUGGUACAACUAUUUAAGAAGGGAUCAGCCCUAUUUGCGCUCAUACAGGACCCAUAACUUGUGGCUCGACCAAUAUCAUGUAAAGAUCAGGACCCAGAGGCACACCCCAUUCCAUAUUAACUUUUUCAAGAGGAUGGCAAAGACCUACUCAGGAAACAGAGUUAUGGCCAACCUAUGGGGAAUUACAUUCAUUGGAAUCGUUAAGUUCCUGCUGUCAUUUAAGGAGAAGGCAGAAGAAGACAAGACCCAAGCUGAGAUGUACAAUAGGCUCCAGACUAUUUAUUCUAAGAACAAAUUUGGCUUCCAGACCAGAAUCAUGAGUGACUUCGAUCUCUUGCUUGAGGCAGCAUUGAACGAAAGAUUUAUUGAUGAGUCCACUGGCUAUUAUGAUGACCCUAUCUUCCAAAAGGAAAUCGAGGAUGUAGAAGCUGGUCUCACUUCUGAUAUGAGUGAGUCUGAUAUCAACCAUGCUAUGAGAGAUCCUGAUGAUGGUCACCACGGAGGUGCUAAAUGUACAAGACUUCCAGGGAGAUGGCCAAGCAAUUAUGAGAAGACUGAUGCUUUGUCUAUCUAUAAAGUAUUACCAAAGGGACAAAGGGAAGCAUAAUUACUCACAUAUUCUAAGUCUCUGAAGGAGAUAUAACUCAAUAUU